CUAUCGCUAUAUUCCAAGCGUUUCGCUGUAUUCCGUUGCACGCGCGGACAGGAAGCACGUAUUUAUUUCGUAUUUGGUACGAAAUUUUGAUUUGUGUAUUAACAACGCUUAUCUGUCGUUACUCGAUUUCCUUAUCAUUAUCUUCGACGUUUACUUGACGUAUCUGAUAUCGUAUCGUCGAAUUCGUACAGUUAUACGUAUCGGAAUAGUUUUUAAUAUCGUUUUUUAAUUAAAAGCCGAUCCCUCCGAAAUAAUCCAUCUGUCAUUUGCCGCACUUUCUAUCAAGUCAAACGUGUGAAUAUUUAAAAAGGAACAGUAGUGCGCAUUUAUAAAGUUUCCGUCAACGAUAGCCGGAUCUAUGCUACGUAAUCUUCUGAAACAAUUCGUGUAUUGACGGAGGAAUGAAUUUAACGCGAUCGCGUAUUUUUUAACGAACAAUGCGUUAAUCUGGAUUUCUUGUGUAAACAGUUGGAAGAACUUCAGGCGAUGCGGAACAACACAGCAGCAACGAUGCCGGCCACGUUCGUUUAACACAUCUCAGGGAAAUUGAUGAAUUUGCGAACGAGGAUGAUUUUUCACACGUACUGACCGCUAGGAUUUCUAUUUAUACUUGUUUCGAUUUCCACUGCAGCUGUUGCACGACUUUAUCAUAAUGAGUGUCGUUCCACUCACCGAUAAACAACUCCACCAGCUGAGUAUCAGUAUCGGGAAAGCUGUGAACCCUACGGAGACACCGGUGAAAGAGAAACAUGUGCGAAGCGCGAUUAUAGGAACAUAUCAGGAGAAGAGUGGAAUGAUCUUUUGGAUGUACAUGUUGAGGCAGCCUCUUCAAGAGAAUCAAAUCGUAGCAUGGAAAUUUUGUCACGUUCUGCAUAAAAUUUUGCGAGAGGGUCACCCAAAGGUAAUCCCAGAUUCUCAACGCUAUCGCGGCAAAUUGGAGGACCUUAGGAAAUUAUGGCUGCACCUUCGAGACGGUUACGGUCAACUGAUUCAAUUGUACAUAAAGCUACUGAUCACCAAGUUAGAUUUUCAUCAGCGAAAUCCACGGAUACCGGGGAAUCUUCAAGUAACGCCGGAGGAAUUGAAAUCCAUCGGCGAAAACGAUAUCAAUGUUUAUUUCCAAAUGUCGGUCGAGAUGUUCGAUUACAUGGAUGAUAUUUUGGUAUUGCAACGUGUAGUUACCGCUUCUUUGAAGAACACACCUUCCAACUCUAUGACUGUCAGUGGACAGUGUCGACUGGCUCCGUUAAUCCCGUGCGUUCUAGAUGCAUCACAGCUGUAUGAUUAUUGUGUAAAAAUUCUCUUCAAACUCCAUAGUGCUCUUCCGGCGGACACUUUAGCCGGUCACCGCGAUAGAUUUUCGAAACAGUUUCAAGAACUGAAGAAAUUCUAUAAUACCGUUAAACAGAGACAGUAUUUUAAGCAUCUUAUAACCAUACCUGCGUUACCUGAGAAUCCACCAAAUUUUUUGAUACAAUCCGAACUACGAACUUACGUUACGCCGAUAGUGGUAUUACCGCCAGAAGAAUCCUUCCAAGAUUCUGAAACCGUAGUCGAUAGUUUAAUCGACACUUCUGAUACAAGUUCAUUGCCGGGCGAUCAACUUGAUUCCACGCGAAAUGGUUCGAUUUCACCUGACGCAAUCGCGGAAAGGGAAAGUCUUAUCGAUCAUUUACAACAAGAGAACAAUCGUCAGAGACAAGAAUUACAUCGUGUUCUAACUGAUCAUCAACAAAUUGUGGAGGAGCUUCACAGUCGUGUCGCGCAACUUGAAUCAGAUUUACUUUCUAAAUGUCAUGAAAUUGAACAAGAGAAGCAAAUCAAUCAGGAUUCAGUUAAACAAAAAGCGGAAAUGAUGGUGAAGGUCCAUGAAAGCGAUGAAAAAUAUAAGAUCUUGGAGGAAAAGUUCCACAAAUUGAAAGAUGUCUACGCGAAAUUGAGAGAAGAGCAUAUCAGUUUAAUUAGAAAGAAAGCCGAAGUUGACAAACAACUUGGAUUAUUAAAAAUGUCUCAUGAACAAUCUGAACGACGAACGGUGGAAGCUGAACGUCGUCUUGACGAGUUGUUGCAAGGCCAAGCUAUAACUCAGCAGGAAGCGAAGAAAGCUGUUGAGGCUCAGCAAGAUUUGGAUGAUAUCAAACGGCAACUCAACGACGUGAAAACUGAAAACUUGGCGUUGGUUGCUAAAAAUGACUUUAUAACAUCCGAGAAAACAGCAUUGGAAGGAGAUCUGCAUGACUUAUUAGCACAGAAGGAAGAAUUGGAUUUGAAAAUUGAAAAAUUAGAAGUUGAAACCGAGCGAUGUCGCAAUGAAAUGAAUACUCAUGCUGACACCGUAUUGCAUGAAUUGUUGCUAAACUGUAUUAGCGAAGCGGGAUAUAUCAUGCAGUAUUCGUUGCAAGCCAUUGAUAAUCCAGCAAUGUCAGAUUUAGCUUGUACACCUCAGUAUCUGGAAAGACUGGAGGAACCAACGUUGAAAUCGCUGGAUGCUUUGGAUGUAGCGUACACUGGCUUCGUAUGCGAUACAACGAAAGGAAAGGCGCUCAUCACAAGUGCAAUACAGGUUGCAUACAUGUUAGGUCUCUAUGUAAUCCAUGCAAGGUCUACAUCGAAUACCUCUAUCGAUAUUGCAUUGGGCGAUAAAUUGACUGACGAGUGCAAACAGUUAGGAACACAAUCGUUAACGAUGUUUAACCACGUGAAAGAGAAGUCGCCUACGACCGUGGGUCAAAUCAACGAAGUGAAGCAACAAUUUAAAAAAAUAUGCGAACUUGCCGCAACAUUGUCCAAUGCCCAGGGUAAUGUUGAAGUUAUAGGGAAUUUGGUGGAACAAGAAUUGUUAAGUAUGGAUAAAGCAAUAGAGGAAGCUGCUAAUAGAAUACGGGAUAUGUUAGAAAAAUCUCGUGCGGCGGAUUCAGGACUGAAAUUAGAAGUAAAUGAGAAGAUUUUAGAUUCAUGUACAGAAUUAAUGAAAUGUAUCAGAAAGUUGGUCAAGAAAUCACGACUAUUACAAGCAGAAAUUGUUGAUCAAGGAAAGGGUACAGCUACUGCUACUGAAUUCUAUAAACGUAAUCAUCAAUGGUCCGAAGGGCUGAUAUCAGCAGCAAAGGCGGUUGCGAUGGGUGCUAAUCUUCUAUUGGAAGCAGCAGAUAAAGUUGUUUCCGGAAAUGGUAAAUUUGAACAAUUAAUGGUAGCAUCACAGGGAAUUGCUGCGACCACAGCGCAGCUGGUAGUCGCGAGCAGAGUAAAAGCAAACAGGAAUAGCACUAAUUUAGCUGCACUUUCUGAAGCAUCGAGGGAUGUGACGCAAGCAACAGGAAGUGUUGUUGCAACUGCUAAAAAUUGUAGUCAACUUGUUGAAGAAAAUGAUGAUUUAGAUAUUUCUGGAUUGAGUCUUCAUCAAGCUAAACGGCUAGAAAUGGAGGCUCAAGUUCGCGUAUUAGAACUGGAACAGGCUUUAGAGACUGAAAGAUUACGCUUAGCUGCUCUACGUCGUUAUCAUUACCAACUCGAAGCAGACAAAGAAUAAUGGAUUUUUAUCAAAGUCUAUGUGAAAUUCACGUUAACCAAGAAUUUCUCAUCAGUAUCAAACAGUAUUGAACGAAACCGUUUACAAAUGGAAAGUACAUGAUUAAAUUUCAUUAUAAAAUAAUAUAUUACAGAAAAGAAAAUCUAUUUGGGUUGUCCAAACAGAAUUAUUGUAAUAUUUGCAUGUUUAAUGUUUAAUAAAGACAAUUUUAUUCCUUUUUAA
This is a messenger RNA of Megachile rotundata (alfalfa leafcutting bee), 3751 nucleotides long. It is a transcript of the gene Hip1, whose product is annotated as Huntingtin interacting protein 1. Gene Ontology annotation, biological process: endocytosis; actin filament organization; clathrin coat assembly. Gene Ontology annotation, cellular component: cortical actin cytoskeleton; clathrin-coated vesicle. Lineage: Eukaryota; Metazoa; Arthropoda; Insecta; Hymenoptera; Megachilidae. Gene Ontology annotation, molecular function: clathrin light chain binding; phosphatidylinositol-3,4-bisphosphate binding; actin filament binding. The record is from RefSeq and is a predicted model, not a curated record.